Symbiodinium sp. CCMP2592 is the source of this 834-nucleotide messenger RNA. The record is from the annotation of a GenBank genome assembly. NCBI's taxonomy places the organism in Eukaryota, Dinophyceae, Suessiales, Symbiodiniaceae.
AUGAAUGCAGAGGAGCUAGAUGCUCUUUUCAUCACCGUUCGCGAUGGCGACCAGGCCGAAGCAAAAGAAGUUCUAUCGAAAUUCGACAUGACCUGGUUGCACAGCUCGCUGCAGCAAAACAGUGCUCUUUUUCGUCGCGGCACGACGUCGGCGAGGGAGCGAAGUGUUCGCAAGAGAAUGCGUCCGGAGAGUCCCCGUUCGCGCGAAAGAAAGAACGAUCGACGCUGCCUGGAAUACGUGUGGCAAGUUGUCGAGAUCGAUCUCAUCGAGCAACGGGCAGCAGACAAAACGCGUGGGAAGCGUCAUCGCCACGUGUUCAUCAAACUACGUGCCUUCUGGUGCCCUACGAGAAACGGGUUUGUUUUGAUCUGGACAUCAUCUUGGGCCCGUCUCCGCGAGAACUGUUCGGCGAUGUUCGGCGUCUCUGCGCCGGCGGGGCUGUAUCACGGGUGCUGGAAUCGCGAUGAAGUUGCGCAUGGGAAAGGGAUCCCUACCGAUGCCUCCCAUGGCUGGAGGCUUGCUACGGUUGGAUACGCCAACGUCAGAGCAACGCAGAAAAAGAAGCAUUGUUCUUCGCAACGCUUCGCAAUGCUCGCCGCAAUGCCUGGAGCUGUGAGAACUCGGCAGAGCGAGGAGCUGUUCAAGAGCUCGCAGGCACUCCGUGAAGUGCUGCCCCUUUAUUUAUGCUUGGGAGUGUUCCGAAGCACCGCUUUGGGGCGGCCCACAGGCGGUGUUCAAGCAUCCAAGCUUUUAGAGGAUCGCGGCAGAGAGGCCGAUGAGCACUACAGGGCCGAGGUUGUGCAGGCUGCCAAGGCAGAAGGCUUGACAGUCUGA